AUGUACACAGAUGCUGCUUGGAACGCCUCAACGGGCUUUGCGGGACUUGGAUGGAUCAUCGAUGAUACGGGAUCGUCAUCAUCAUACUCAGCGACUGCAACCUUUGUAAAGUCGCCCCUCUUUGCGGAAACCUUGGCUUUGCGAAAAGCUAUGACCUCUGCUAUUGAUAAAGGGAUUAACUCUCUCCUGAUUCUCUCGGAUUCUCAGUCUCUCAUCAAGCUUCUGAAUUCAAAGGGAAGGAAUCUUGAGAUCGCAGGACUCCUCAACGACAUUUAUCUCCUAUCUACUUCCUUUAAUGCUAUCCAGUUUAAGUUUAUUCCUAGAGCAAACAAUGAUAGGGCAGACUCUGUUGCCAAACAAGCUCUAGCUGUAAUGUUUUAA
Brassica rapa (field mustard) is the source of this 381-nucleotide messenger RNA. RefSeq lists its product as uncharacterized. Lineage: Eukaryota; Viridiplantae; Streptophyta; Magnoliopsida; Brassicales; Brassicaceae. Gene Ontology annotation, molecular function: RNA-DNA hybrid ribonuclease activity; nucleic acid binding. The record is from RefSeq and is a predicted model, not a curated record.